This is a messenger RNA of Porites evermanni, 2102 nucleotides long. Lineage: Eukaryota; Metazoa; Cnidaria; Anthozoa; Scleractinia; Poritidae. The record is from the annotation of a GenBank genome assembly.
AUGAGCUCAGGUACCGGUACAUGGCUGAAAGCCUCUGGAUCGCGUGGGAUCAGAAAGCACCAGGGAGCACUCAAUGUGGCAAAACGCCGACUAUCUACAAGAAACAGAUCUAAAGUGGAGAGACUUAGAGAGUACCUAAACGAUCUUCAUCUAGAAGAGAUAGAAACUGCAGCCACAGGUCGUAAAGCCUGUGGAAAGGUUCCAAGAUUGCAAGUCGAGUUGCGCGAUAUUCAAGUCCAAGAAGGAAGUAGCAGUGCUGGGAUCUUAGUUCGAAAUGAUGAUGAUCCGAUUGUAGGAGCUAAUCCGAUUAUUAAGAGAAAAGCUGGUGGAAAGCACAGGAAAAUUAGAUCAGCGAUAAAGACAGUGAACUUUGAUAGUUCUGUUCCAAGUGAAGAUAAAAAAUCACCAACAUCAGGGAUUUGUUUCCAAACCAGCAAACAUACACAGAUUUCUAAGGGCUCGCUUGACGAAGUAUACCCUUCAGACAUUUCACAGUCUUCUAGCUGUACAGGAAAAGCAGACGAGUUUUUCUCAUCUUUAUCAUCGGGGCAUAUGCGCAGGCCAAAACGAAAAUCUGACAGAACAAUUAUAAAGCAUGCGUUUGUUCCUUUAAAAGAUUUCAAUGGAACAAGAGAUCAGAACGUGUGUGAUGACAGUAACAGAACUCUUGAUAUUAAUGACAAUGAUAAUGUUGAUUCAGAUAUUUCUUGUGAUAAUGAUGAUGACAAUUUGAUGGACAGAGAUGAAUUUUCACUCUCCCCACCCAACAGUCCACUGUAUGACAUGCCCCCACCCUCUACCCCUGCUCAGAAAAAGGCAAGAAGAGAAAAGCGGAGCAUCCAGUUAGAAAGAUGGCGAAAAUAUGAGGCAUCAAAGUCUCGACAAGAAAGAUACCAGAGACGCAUGCAGGAAUCAGCCAAAACAGUUCAUCAAAAUGACUUAGCACAAGACUCAAAGCGGGUAAAGUGGAGUGUUAAUUUGGUGCAGACAGUCUACAUUGAUGACAAAAAACAAUAAUACAAAAUAUCAGAAUUACCAGUAUUGCAUAUUCUGUUCAAGGUGCCAGGUAGAAUACCUCCUAGGUGAUGGUCAAUAGUGAGGCCCCAGCUGUUAGGGUAAAAUUCAGACAAGUGACAUGGACUUGAGAAACAGGGACAUAAGACUAGAUGAAAAGUCGACAAAUGACAUAAAGAUGAGUUUAAUACAGACGGGGACAUGGCCUACUCCACAAAAUGUGGAACAGCCAUAUUUGAAAUUCAGACCUAGGGGUAUAUGUAUUCCCCCCACAAAAAGGGCCUCAAUACUGUGCCACUCACUUUGGAGAGAGAGGACUGUAACUUAAUGUUAACCUUGUUGCUAAGAAACACACUAGGCUAUAAAGAAUUCUGGAAGCAGCGGUCCCCAGGGCUGUCACUAGUAAUUCAAGUGUGUAGAUAAAAAUAAUAAAAAAUAGCCAGGGAUCACAUGUUCCUCAACAUUCCUCCUAGCCGGGAAAAAACCCCUGGAUCCCGGCCCUUAAUGAUAGCCUUGUUAAUGUUUGGAGCUGGGUAUCUCCUAACCACUUUGUAGUCAAGAAAUAUCAUCACCCCUUGUCACUUCACACAGGUUAUGAUCACCAGUCGUAAUAAAUUUACUGACAGUCCUGGGGGUCCUGGUACUUUGAGAAAUUUCAAUUCUGCUAUCCAUUAACUGUAUAUAACCAUAUAAUACAUUGUGAUAUGAGAGGGAAGUGUUUUAUACUAUAACUGUGUGGGAUAUAAACCUAGUUGAAGUUAAACAUAAAGUAAUCAGGGGAAACAACCUUUCCACACUGGCAGAACUUACAGAACUGUGGAGAAAUUAAAACAACCCAUAACUUUGGUUGUUUUUAACUUUAAGCACAAUGGUUCCAACAUGAACAGUGAAUAUUAUGUUGGGUGUGAACCUCUUUAGCGAGGUUAUUAUGUUUAGAUUUCUGCUGUUAUAAUUACUCAUCUGGCCAUUGCUUGAUGGUUUAUUGUUCAAAAUUUUGCUAGUUUUUCAUACCGGAUGUACUAGAGUGUUGGACGCUCGACCCUCAAGUUCAUGAAUCAAAUGUUGUUUUGACAGUACUAAAGAUGUAA